This is a messenger RNA of Aplysia californica (California sea hare), 312 nucleotides long. RefSeq names its product putative nuclease HARBI1. NCBI's taxonomy places the organism in Eukaryota, Metazoa, Mollusca, Gastropoda, Aplysiida, Aplysiidae. The record is from RefSeq and is a predicted model, not a curated record.
AUGCUUCAAAAUGCAGUCAGAGACCUGAUUGGAGUUACCCAAUCCACCGUCAGUAGAACCAUUAAACUUGUCACGGAGGCCCUUCUUCGGUUGAAGAACUAUCCAAGUUUCUUAACAUGCACAGGUCUCCGAACACAUUCGCGUGGAUCGACAAUACACAAGUUCCCAUCCAUCCAGGCACCCGGCGAGCAGGAACAUGAGUUCGUGAACAGGAAAAACUUCCAUUCGUUAAAUGUGCAGGUGGUUUGUGAUGCAGACCUUCUGUACAUCAACGUAGUUGCAAAUUGUCCUGGAUCUGUGCAUGAUGCCUAA